This is a messenger RNA of Sclerotinia trifoliorum, 683 nucleotides long. The record is from the annotation of a GenBank genome assembly. Lineage: Eukaryota; Fungi; Ascomycota; Leotiomycetes; Helotiales; Sclerotiniaceae.
GGUUUCUUAUUCUAUAUAUGAAAAUCACGAGAAUAGGCAUUCUGAGAAGCCAAAGCAAGAGGAACUGUCUAUAAAUUCAUUAUGCCACGAGCUAUCAGAGGUAUGUAUAUUUACCAUAUCCUCACGAUAUACUUCCCUUGCUCCACAUCCUUGUCCCUACACCACAACAGCGUGCUAGCCAACAUCCCGGAAAACCUCGCAGAAUACAUUGACAAAUAUCACCAGUGUGCAUUUCAUUUCAUUUAUCUAGUAGAAAGUCUCUUGGGUCACACAUACGCAUGUAUAUACUUACUAACAUAACACCAAGGCGUCCUCGUGGAAUGCGAUCCAUCUAUUAAAUCCAUCAUUGUCAAAAUAGAUGCCGAUUCAUCGCAUGCGUAUAUUGUCGAGGAUUUAGAUGAUGAAACUCUGGUCAUCAAAGAGAAUAUGUUGGGCAUGUUGAAGACGCGUUUGGAAGAUGUAUGUAUUCUUCUUUACAUGUUUAUGGGUUAACUUGUUAUCGCUGACUUGGCAUCUGUAGGCGCUUAAGGAGACGCAGGUUUUGGAAGAUUCGGGGUCUGAGUAGAGCGAGAGGAUCACAGGGUACAAAGGCACGGGGGUAAACUGGGGUUAAUGGCGUUCAAGAUUUUGGGAGUUUUUAUGGCAUCGAAAUUUAAGCUUCAUUGACUUUACAACGAAAUUCA